This is a messenger RNA of Phytophthora infestans T30-4, 1986 nucleotides long. RefSeq lists its product as uncharacterized. Lineage: Eukaryota; Oomycota; Peronosporomycetes; Peronosporales; Peronosporaceae. Bases 1 to 1986 code for a protein of 661 amino acids. The record is from RefSeq and is a predicted model, not a curated record. The transcript has a single exon.
AUGACCAUCAAGCGUCCGAGCUCGUCGGAAGAGUCUAGGUCGCCCCCGCCGGCACCUUCCAGCAUGUCGCCGCCCUUGCUGCCUUUAUCGCUCUUCUCUCUUGUGAUUGAAUUCCUCAUGUUCAGCUACACGCCGAAAUUGGGGCCUGUGCGCCGCGAAUUUUCCGGCAAUUACCUAAAAGACGUGGCGCUCGUGUCGAAAAGCUGGUAUCAGGCUGUAGACGAACUCGCGGCGCGUUAUCGGCGCGACACGAUGCAAUUGACGUUGAAGUUUGGCUCGAGGGUCGAAGUUAUGGGGAUCCGGCGACAAGUUGAACUCCGAGGGCGCUCAGUGCGGGAUCUCCGCAUCCGAAUGGGGCGCUCGGACGGCAUGCGGUUCGUCACAGGAGUUUGGUGGUGGAUGGAGAACCGCGAAAUCCCGUGGGACAUCAUUUUCUCGCGAAUGCCUGGGCUCAAAAGAUUGGAUUUGAGAUUUAUGCCACUCGAGAGUCCCCAUUUGCCGAUUUUGUUGGAGACAGCAGCGAGAUUCUGCCUGCAACUGGAAUACUUGGUGCUCCCCAGGAAACAGGAUGCGAACGUGAUGGUCAAUAGUACUAUCAUUGGAAAAGUGAUGAAGGUGUUGAGAGAUGCGAUGGCGAGAUGGCAUUUCAAGGGCAAGUGUGGGGGGUUGAAACAACUGACAGUGCCCACGAGGGAAGAGGAGGACAGAGUUCAGACCAGCACGAGAUUUAUUGAGGACAUAGUUGAGUUCUGUCCGAAUGUGAAAUAUCUGAAUGGGUACAGCUUCGCUUUGGACGAGAUGAACGAUAUAACGUGUGAGGAGAAGUGGAUGAUCUCGCUGGAGACCUGGGAGAAGUUCAACGAGACUUGCACUAGUUUGCGGGAAUUCCACUGGGUCGUUGUGCCCUUUGCAGAUCCAUUCUUUCGAGUAUUUGGAGAUCAUGUUAAGCCAAAUUUGAAGAAGUUGACACUGACGUCGAAUUUAUCGUGGGACCGAGACGAGUAUUUUACACGAGAUGGGUCGACGGGCUUCUCCACCGAGAAACCUGGUUACGGGCUGCUUGCAAACGAUGUGAUUGCCAUAUUUAAGGGUUGUCCCGGGCUAACUGAGCUGGAAGUUGCUAUCGACGAAGAGAAAAACAUGAAUGAUCUUGCGCCUUUGCUUGACGCUGAUAUCUUUGGAGACAAAUUUUGGGAGGCCGUCGCUCAGUCCUGUCCGCUGUUGCAAUCUGUGUAUGUGCACGACUGCUCUGCCUAUGGAGGGAGUCGUAUCGUCAGACCGAUCGAAACAUUCACGGAUCGAGGGCUACUUGCACUUGCAGAGCACUCGCGCUUAGCUUCAAUUGAGCUGUCGGCCGUGUGUUGCUCUGGAGAUGGCGUAUUUCAGUUCCUGCAGCGCUUCUUUAGAAUGAAACACUAUGUUGGAGGGAACCGCACACUUGACUUGAGUCUCGCAGGCCCAAUUUACCACGACACUGCGCUGCCACAUCCAUUCUACCUCGAGCUUAUGACACUACUAAAGCACCUCGCCAAAACAAGCGAAGAAGAAUUGGGUGCGAGCUCGUGCAGCUUCAAGGCAUCACUGAACAUAUUCAAUCCGCACAGCGCAUCGGUUGACAAGGAUUGGAGUGUUUCCUACGUACGCGACGAGCUGAAUCCUAUCCUUGAAAAGGUGGCGAGCGCACAUCCGUCUCUCGAUCUUCAUAUCAUUCUCUGCAGAGACAACGACGAAAGCUUUCGCCUGAUUGAACACCUCGAGCUCGACUGGUCUCCUGGGUCUCAAGAGGGAGAAAUAUUCUUUGAGAAUGAAUAUUUAGGGGACUCGGACAAUAAUGAUGGUGGGAGCGAUGAAGAGGAUGAAUUCUUCGAUGAUGAAGAUGGUCCUCUCAACCCUCACGAGAUUUUCUUUAGGCGCCAUGCCAUGUUCAUGGACGACGAGUACGAGAUUGUUCCAGCUGACGAAAUCGAUGAGGAUGAUGCAGUCUGA